ACCUCCUGCAAAGUGUGACGUCAAAACAAGCUUCAUCUGACGUGGGCGGCCAUUGUUGUCGUUGAUUUACUCUCGGAUUCAGAACGAGGCUGGCAGACUUCAUUCAGCAAGCAGUUGAUCGAUUGGUUAGGUCUAGGAAAGUGUAGCCACAGGACGCACAUAUAUAAAAAUGGCGGCCAUAAUACCCGCCAUCUUGGUGAUGUCACUAGGUGUUGCUGUAGCUGCCCCACCCCCUAAUGCUGUGACUGAGAUCAGUUUUUUGAUGCCCCAAGUACAACCACAAGAUCCCGACACAUACCUAUGUAAGGCCAUGAAGGUAGAGGAGGCUCACAAGUACAUUACUGGAUUUGUUCCCACUGCUAACGCCAACAUUGCCCAUCAUAUACUUUUGUAUGGCUGCGAAUACCCAGGAGGUGACCCAGAAUCUAUAUGGGACUGUGGUGAGAUGUCCACAACGACCAGGAACUAUCAGAAGGGCAGCGUCUGUGCUGAAGGGAGUAGGAUACUCUACGCCUGGGCCAUGGAGGCUCCACGUCUUAACCUGCCCCCAGAUGUGAGUUUCGACGUGGGACAGAAAACGCCCAUCAAAUACCUGGUCUUACAGGUGCAUUACAAGAACGUGACCAGCUUCAAGCCACCACUAAAUCAAAAAGACAGCUCGGGUCUUACUCUAAUUACCACCCAGACAGCGACACCUAAAGAGGCAGGUGUUUACCUUAUGGUGACUGAUGGAGUCAUAAGGGCCCACACAACAGAAUACUUUGAAGUGGCCUGUGAAAUGCCAGAGGACAUUGAGAUAAUCCCUUUCGCUUACAGGACCCACGCGCAUACGCUAGGUCGCGUCAUCUCCGGGUACCGGGUACGCGACGGCAAGUGGACGGAGAUUGGCAGGAAGGACCCCAGACUCCCCGAGAUGUUUUAUAACGUAACAAAUCCUGGAAUCACAAUCAAGAAAGGCGAUAUUUUGGCCGCUCGCUGUACUAUGGAGAACACACUAGACCAUGACGUGGCUAUCGGGUCGACCCAGAACGACGAGAUGUGUAACUUCUACAUCAUGUACUACGUCAACACACCCCCCACACUACAGCAAGACGUAUGCUCCAGCUACGGCCCACCGACCUGGUACUGGGAGGACUUUGAGGACCAGAAGGCCAUCAACCUUAAGGCCCAGCCCAGCACCAUCAGUGUUAUCCCCGGUGCAGACAAACCCCUGAUUAAGACCAAGCAAAAAUUCUAUUCCAAUCCUCUGCUGGAAGCUCGAGAUGAAGAACUAGAAGAAAUGGUCCCCAGUGAGUUAAGCGCUGAAGAGAUCAUGUACCUGCUACAGAAGAUGGACGCCGAGCGCCAGGAGGGAGAGAGAUCCUACCUACCUGACUACUAGCAGCUACAGGAACAACCUCACGUUUCCUGGGCUAGUGGGCAGAUGACGUCAAGGGCUGGGGCGCAAUGAGGUGGGGGGGGGGGGGGUACAAAUGUACGACGCCAUCCGCGUUUACUGUAUUUGAAUGAAAUAAAAAUGUCUAAACAAAUUAACUGUAGCCUGGUUUAACAGCAAUUAAAAAAUAAUUCUAGGGAAGGUUUUGUAUCAAAUGUAGAUCACUAUCUAACUCGAGCCGUUGGCUCUGUUGUAGUUGACUUGACUUUAUACAAGUGGUUAGAUGGAGUGGGGGG
Molecule: messenger RNA, 1671 nt
Organism: Physella acuta
Lineage: Eukaryota; Metazoa; Mollusca; Gastropoda; Physidae
Product: putative peptidylglycine alpha-hydroxylating monooxygenase 1
Biological process (GO): peptide metabolic process
Cellular component (GO): membrane; extracellular region
Molecular function (GO): oxidoreductase activity, acting on paired donors, with incorporation or reduction of molecular oxygen, reduced ascorbate as one donor, and incorporation of one atom of oxygen; copper ion binding
Source: RefSeq, a predicted model, not a curated record